Messenger RNA from Mandrillus leucophaeus (drill), 2566 nucleotides. It is a transcript of the gene B3GNT7, whose product is annotated as UDP-GlcNAc:betaGal beta-1,3-N-acetylglucosaminyltransferase 7. NCBI's taxonomy places the organism in Eukaryota, Metazoa, Chordata, Mammalia, Primates, Cercopithecidae. Gene Ontology annotation, molecular function: hexosyltransferase activity. The transcript has 7 exons. The coding region runs from base 1 to 2241 and encodes 746 amino acids. The record is from RefSeq and is a predicted model, not a curated record. Gene Ontology annotation, cellular component: membrane.
AUGCCGCUUCCAGAGGAUGGGUGGAGAGUGGCAUCGCACAACACCUGGAACUCGGGCUUCAGGGCGUCCUGGUGCUCUGCUGAGCCCAUCCAUGGGGUUGUCUGGUGUCGCUAUGGUGCUGCCGGGUCAGGGGCAGCAGAGCCACAGGCAGAGAGAUCUGGCGGGCCCAGUGGGAGCAGGGCUGCCCAGCCUGCACCUGGCCAGGCUCUGCUCCAUGAAAAGGCAGCCAUUCAGGGCCAGCUUGGACGGCAGCCGGGCGGCCACGCUGGCGAUGUGGUCCUGCAGUUGCUCAGCCAGUGGGCAUCAGCCCCGCCCUCCUGCGUGUUGCCCACCAGGAACACGGAAGGGCCGGUCCCUGCUCUUAGCAGUGCCCCGUGUGGUGGGACAGGUGGAGGAGGGACAGCUGUGUCCACCCCUCAGCAGGAGGAGGAGACCCCACAGCACCACGUGAGAGGUCAGUGCCGAAACCAGGGAGGCAGCUCUCAGGAGGGCACCUGUGUGGAGCCAGGGAAACCAGGGCCACACUUGCAGGGUGAAGUGGGGAACCCGGAAGCCUGGGCAGCGGAGCAAAAUGCUUGGUGCCCUGUGGGAACAGGUAGCCAAGGCGACACUGGGAUGAAGGGAGCCGUGGAGCUCUGCUCAGUGGACGUUAGCUAUUAUGAUUGGACAACAGCGUGCUUCCGUUUCAAUUCUAUGGGCAUUUUGGAGGUCCUGCUGGAUGCUAAGCAGCGAAACCUCAACCCGGAACAAUACCAGAACAACCUGAGCAACAGCAGGACCAGCGAUGGCUCUCCCUGCUGGAGGAUUCCGGAAGUCACCUGGCUGGACCAAGCCCCCUCCGUGUUCUCUACAAGUCCGAAUGGGGUCAGAGGGAAAUGGCCGGCCCUUGGGGUGCCCCAGGGUCUUGGAGGGGACCGGGUGUUCAGGUUUCGCACAAGUCCAGGAGGCGCCGGCGACCCCCACCCCCACCCCAGGAGGCUCCGCCAGGAACAGGCGUCCCCGGGAUUGGAGGUGACCCCCGCGGGCUCCGAAGCCCCGCCUCGGCCGAAGAAAACCAUCUACCGGAGUCUGUGCCUGGCCCUGGGCCUGCUCGUGGCCCUGACAGUGUUCCAGCGCAGUCUCACCCCUCGUCAGUUUCUGCAGGAGCCUCUGCCACCCACCCUGGAGCCACAGAAGGCCCAGAAACCAAAUGGACAGCUGGUGAACCCCAACAACUUCUGGAAGAACCUGCAAGAUGUGGCUGCGCCUACGCCCAUGGCCUCUCAGGGGCCCCAGGCUUGGGACGUGACCACCACUAACUGCUCAGCCAAUAUCAACUUGACCCGCCAGCCCUGGUUCAAGGGCCUGGAGCCGCAGUUCCGGCAGUUUCUCUUCUACCGCCACUGCCGCUACUUCCCCAUGCUGCUGAACCACCCAGAGAAGUGCGGGGGCGAUGUCUACCUGCUGGUGGUUGUCAAGUCGGUCAUCACGCAGCACGACCGCCGCGAGGCCAUCCGCCAGACCUGGGGCCGCGAGCGGGAGUCCGCUGGUAGGGGCCGAGGCGCAGUGCGCACCCUCUUCCUUCUGGGCACGGCCUCCAAGCAGGAGGAGCGCACGCAUUACCAGCAGCUGCUGGCCUAUGAAGACCGCCUCUACGGCGACAUCCUGCAGUGGGACUUUCUCGACACCUUCUUCAACCUGACCCUCAAGGAGAUCCACUUCCUCAAGUGGCUGGACAUCUACUGCCCCCACGUCCCUUUCAUUUUCAAAGGCGACGAUGAUGUCUUCGUCAACCCCACCAACUUGCUAGAAUUUCUGGCAGACCGGCAGCCACAGGAAAACCUGUUCGUGGGCGACGUCCUGCAGCACGCUCGGCCCAUCCGCAGGAAAGACAAUAAAUACUACAUCCCCGGAGCCCUGUACAGCAAGGCCAGCUAUCCCCCGUACGCAGGUGGUGGUGGCUUCCUCAUGGCCGGCAGCCUGGCCCGGCGCCUGCACCAUGCCUGCGACACCCUGGAGCUCUACCCGAUCGACGAUGUCUUUCUGGGCAUGUGCCUGGAGGUGCUGGGCGUGCGGCCCAUGGCCCACGAGGGCUUCAAGACUUUUGGCAUCUCCCGCAACCGCAACAGCCGCAUGAACAAGGAGCCGUGCUUUUUCCGCGCCAUGCUGGUGGUGCACAAGCUGCUGCCCCCUGAGCUGCUGGCCAUGUGGGGGCUGGUGCACAGCAAUCUCACCUGCUCCCGCAAGCUCCAGGUGCUCUGACCCCAGCCGGGCCACUGGGACAGGCCAGGGCACGUGCUCCUGAGUCCCCAUGGUAUUGGGGCUGGAGCCGCAGUGCCCAGGCCUAGCCCUUGGUACCCAAGGGGAGGUGGAGGGUUGAGGCCUACGUGCCACUGGGUGUGGUGGGGUGCAGGUAGCCAGAAAGUGACCUCCCUGUAUGGAUAAUUCUAGGAAACUGAGGCCCAGGAACAGUUGGAGUUGCCCAGUGUGGAGGCCCUCUCUGAGGAGCAAGGCGCCAGGCCCUGGCAGCCCUCCUGACCUGGGUCCGUUGCUGGCCCCCUCAGACGUGGAGUGGGAGGUCCUGGUG